Toxorhynchites rutilus septentrionalis is the source of this 573-nucleotide messenger RNA. RefSeq lists its product as uncharacterized. Lineage: Eukaryota; Metazoa; Arthropoda; Insecta; Diptera; Culicidae. The coding region runs from base 12 to 521 and encodes 169 amino acids. The transcript has 2 exons. The record is from RefSeq and is a predicted model, not a curated record.
AAGCUAGCAAGAUGGCGAAAGAAAGCUUCUGCAAGACUGGAUUCAUUGCUCUGUUGCUUCUGGGAGCCGUAGUCUCAAGGCCCCUACAGGAAGCCGAUGAAGCAAUCACAGUUCCUGCUAUCCAGUUCCGUAGCAAGACAUCCGCUCAAGAUAUCUGCACCGCUUAUCUGGUUCAGGGACAACUUUUCAUCACGUUGUCUCGAUGCUUGGGUGAGGAUCGUAGCGCAAUCAACCAACUGUCCACUAUAGAUGUGGUUGGCCAAGGCACUCGCAAGAUUCAAGCUUUCGCCAUUCGCGGACCGGAAGCGGAAGCCAGUGCGGAUAUUGCAGUCGUGAUGUACGAUGGUCCACUGGAGAAACAAUCCGAUCGCAGUGGUCUCUUCGCAGCAUUCCGUCUUCAUCCAGUCGCUCGCUUUGAGCGAGAAGAUGAAGCUGAAGGUGCAGCAACUGCGCUGGACCUUGACAGCCGUUUGAUCGGUUCUUUAGCAGCUUUGUUUGGAUCGAUGUAUUUGGCGAAGUAAAUGGAAGUGACGCAAGAAAAGAAACUGAACUGUGUUCACUUUGAACAAGUGG